UGAAUUAAUAACAGUGUGCAAACAGCUGGGGAUCAGUCACAGUUGCAGAACGCUUGUUGAAGAAAAUGCAUCUUUUGCUUGAGAUUCCUUUGUUUUUCCUUAUAAUCCUCUACUCCUAUUUAGAGGCUUUUGUCAAGCUUUUCAUUCCUGUGAAGGAAAAGAGUGUCAGCGGACAGAUUGUUCUGAUCACUGGAUCCGGGCACGGACUUGGGAGAGCUGCUGCUUAUGAAUUUGCGAGGCGUCAGUGCAAUUUAGUUCUGUGGGAUAUCAACAAGCAUGGUGUUGAACAAACGGCUGAAGAAUGCAGAAGACUGGGAGCCCCAGCACAUGCAUUCGUGGUGGACUGUAGCAAGAAAGAAGAUAUCUACAGCACUGCAGAGAAGGUGAAAGGAGAGAUUGGCGAUGUGGAUAUCUUGAUGAACAACGCUGGGGUGAUAGCCCCAACGGAUGUGCUGUCGACUGAGGACCAUGAGAUUCAAAAAAUGUUUGAAGUCAACAUUCUUGCUCACUACUGGACCACAAAAGCGUUCCUGCCAACAAUGAUGAAGAAUAACCAUGGCCAUAUUAUCACCGUGGCUUCUGCUGGAGGCCACAUAGUGGCUCCUUUUCUUGUGGCUUAUUGCUCAUCCAAAUUUGCUGCUGUCGGGUUUCAUAGAGCUCUGACAGAAGAGUUGUCUGCAUUGAGGAAGAAUGGGGUCAAAACGUCAUGCAUCUGUCCUAUGUUUAUAAAUACUGACUUUGUCAAAAAUCCUUCUUCAAGAUUAAUGCCCGCUUUGGAGCCUGAAGAAGUUGCAAAGCAAUCAAUCAAGGGAAUACUAACCAACAAGAGAAUGAUUUUCAUCCCACCAUUCCUGAAAGUCAGUGUAAUGCUGGAUAGGUUUCUUCCAGUUCGUGGAGCUGCAGCUUUGUGGAGGCUGAAUGAACUUAAAUUUGAUUUUACCAUUGGAUACAAGGAUAAAGAAAACUAAGGAAAUGGGAUUCUUGUUUUCGUUCAUUAUUAACUCUUUCCAUUAAGAAACCUGUAGGAAGUAGCUCCAUGAACAUAUCAAUAUAUAGAUGGAAUGGUGAACACGACUUUUCUUGCAGUUGCAAUAAUGUCCUAUCUCUUACUCAAGAAUUGUGGAAUCCACACUUAGUUUCAUCCCUCUCUUAACAAAGAAAUUGCAGUCUUUUACUUUAUGAAAUGAAUGAAGUCCCUAAUCUGAUUCUCUCAGGGAGAAAUGCAGGAUGUCACUGAACAGUGGCUGAGGGUUCCCCUUCUACAAUUUUCCCCUUGAAGUAUUAAAUAACUCAACAAAUCCCAAAGAUAUAAUGUUAGAGGGAGAUAGGGAGGUAUGCCUCCCUCAUAUUAUAGAUUGGAAACUGUGGUAGAAGGACAUUAGGAUCAAACUUCAUGCUACGUUAAUAACAUCUGGUUGCCUUCAUUUUUUCACUCAUGUGAUCCUUUGUUUUGUGCCUGUAAAAUGCGUGAUGUUUCAUUCGUGCUUGCAAUUGAUUUAAUGUUCUCCGCUGAGUGUCCAGGCACAGAUCUCACGUAGUGUGCCUGGCUGAUGUUAACAACAACAAUAAUAAUAAUAAUAAUAUUUUAUUUGUUAGUCGCCCAUCUGUCCGACUUAACGGACACUCUGGGCGACUUACACAAUAUAAAAUACAAUAUAAAACAUAUGCAUACAACAAUCAUAAUAUUAACAUCAGUUCAUCUAAACCAUCCUUCAAUAAUACAGCAUAAUAGCAACCCACCCCAGAGAUCCCAUAGGCCUGCCUGAAUAGCCAGGUCUUUAAGGCUCGGCGAAAAGCCAUCAGGGAGGAGGCAUGUCGAAGGUCAAAUGGAAGCAAGUUCCAGAGGGUGGGGGCCACGAUCGAAAAAGCCCUCUCUCUGGUCCGCACCAGACUAGCUGUUUUUACCGGUGGGACCGAGAGAAGGUCUUGUGAGGCUGAUCUUGUUUGGCGGCAUAUUUGGUGAUACUGGAGGCGUUCCUUCAGAUAAGCUGGGCCAAAACAACAUCUGGAUGACGUCUCUCCUAUCAAAGCUUUUGAAGCCAACCUUUGCCACUAGUAUUUCUAUUUGCAUUACAUCACUUGUUCCUCUUCUAGCAAUUAGUGCCUUUGUCAGUGAAUAAAUAAGAACGUAAGAGCCUGCUGGAUCAGGUCAAUGGCCCAUCCAAUCCAGUAUCCUGUUGUCAGAGUGGCCAACCAGAUGCCCAUGGGAAGCCCACAAGCAGGACCUGAGUGCAAAGAGUGGUUUCCAGCAAUUGGUAUUUGGAAGCAUACUGCCUCUGCCUAUGGAGGCAGUGUACAGCCAUUAUGGCUGGUAGCCAUCGACUGCCUUUUCCUCCAUGAAUUUGUCUAAUCCUCUUUCAAAGCCAUCCAAGUUGGUGGCCAUCAGUGUCUCUUCUGGGAGUGAAUUCCAUAGCUUAAAAAGCAUUGCCUGAAGAAGUAGUUUCUUUUGUCUGUCCUGAAUCUUCUAACAUUCAGCUUCAUUGAAUGUCCAGUGUUCUAGUGUUAUGAGGGAGAAAAACUUUUCUGUAUCCCCUUUCUUCUUGCCACACAUAAUUUUAUACACUUCUAUCAUGUUGCCUCUUACUCGCUUUUUCUCUAAACAAAAAGCCCCAAAUACUGUAACCUUUCCCCAUAAGGCAGUCACUUCAUCCACUUGAUAAUUUUGGUUACUCUUUUCUGAACCUUUUCCAAUUCUAUAAUAUCCAUUUUGAGGUGAGGCGACCAGAACUGUACACAGUAUUCAAAAUGCGGUAGCACCAUAGAUUUAUAUAACGGCAUUAUGAUAUCAGCAGUUUUAUUUUUAAUACCUUUCCAUAUGAUCCCUAGCAUGGAAUUUGCUUUUUUCAUAGCUGCCCCAACACUGGGUUGACAUCAUCAUCGAGCUAUCCACUACGACCCCAAGGUCUUGUUCCUGAUCAGUCAUUGACAGUUCAGACCCCAUGAAUGUAUAUGUGAAAUUAAGAUUUUUUGCUCCAGUACUUUCUGCUUCCUACAUACACUUCAUUCACUGAUCCCAGAGACCUUGAGCUGACCUGGAAAAUCCUACAGGUAUAGAUUUGCUGUUGAUGGUCCUGACAUUGACUCCAAAAAGCAGAUCAAUGUUUCUUUUGUGAACUCUGCCGCAGGUACAAGAGAACAGACUGAGUAAAAGAGAUGUCUCAGGCAUGAACUAGCUCUGAAACUGUACUAAGACCUGUAAGAGGGGCAAGUAAGCUUUGGCCCUCUAGAUGUUGUUGGACACCCAAUUCCCAUGAGGCCUAGUCAGCAUGACCAACAGUUAGGGAUGAUGGGACCUGGAGCCUAACAUCAUCUGGAGGGUGACCAACAGAAGUUUCCCCAAUGACAAACAAGAUCUUCUUGUGUAUGAAGACAAUACUGCCCUGGCAGGUUUUUUUUAAAAAUUAAGAGACACAUGAUGGUAUUGUGUCAUGGCCACAUAGCACUGCUAUUUGGAGCUGUCACUGACAUUUGAAUUCCUUGGCUUAGAAUGCAAAACAGUGUUUUGUUAUAUGAGUGUCAUACAAGGCAAGCCUUAUUCUCUGACUUGGAUUUUAAUUUAAGCCAAAGAAAAACUCAUUUGUUACUUUCCACCCACCCACUCCCUCCAACCACCCUCUUGCCCACCUGCUUAAUUUGCUGUUGAUCUGAUUGUGGUGGUGAGGGAAGGAGGGAGGUCUUUCUGUUUGCCACCUCCAUCACUGGUGCCUGUUGCUGCUGUGGCAGUGUGCCAGGUGCCAGGGCAACUGGGAAAAGUGCAUUGAAAAAUCAGUGGGCUUAACUACGCCUGGAGGGGAGAACCACCUGAGAGCAAUAUGUGCCAUUUUGGGUUCUGUGAUGGACGAAAGCAAAAGCGGCUCAUCUGGUAGGAUGGAGAAAACACAGCAAUAGCCACCUAGGUGUGGUGUUGCUGCCACCUACUGGGAGGAGGGGAGGCAAGGGGGCAGCAAGGAGGAGCCACAUGGGGGCACCCAGUGGGAUUGGCUGUCAGUGCAUCAGUGCCGCCCCAGCCUUACCACCUUUCCUCCUUGUAAGCAGCAGCAAUGCCACUUCUGGGAGGUUAUUACUAUGACUCUGCCCCACUGGGUGAGCUGCUCCUGGAAGAAAGGUGGGAAAUAAAUGUAAGGAAAGGAGGAAAGUACAUGACUAUGGCCUAUUUGUAUAUCAGUAAGUAAUAUGCUUUUUAUGAUAUUGUACUUUUAAUACAUAUUUGAGAUGAAAAGUUCAUAGGAUUCCAUUUGUAGGUUACUGACAAGGCGUUAUGCAUCACACCUCUGAAGAACUGAUCCCAAUAUACACCCUGAGUGAAGGCAUUUAUUAAUUUAACGUUCUUUUCCUUCAUGUCUAACAGUUGCAUCAAAUUUUACUUUAAUGGCCUUGUCCAAAGCCACCAAGGCACGCUCUGGUAGAAUUCUGUAAGGAAGAGAGAGAGAUAUCAAAUUAUAACCAUCUCAAAAGCUCAGAAUCUGUUAAGACUUGACUUGGUUGCUUGUCUUUCAUUUUGACCAAGGCGUAUUUUUAUUCUAAAUAACAACUCAAAAAUCCAUCACACCAUUCCUAAGUGAACCACACCUACCUUUCCAGCAGAAGGCUGCACUUCACAAACGGUGGAAGAAAAAUCAUUUUUUGGUUGCAAAGUAUUCCAUCGAUGAGUUUAUUUGCAACUUUGUCAGGCUCCAGAACAGGCACCAGGCUGGAGUUAAAUGAAAACGCUCAUUGAAGUAUUGUUGACAGAACCAGCCAUUGUGGGAACAUGGCUGCUGAAGCUUAGCUCUAACAACAUAGUUGUAAUAAAUUGCCAGAAUGCUUGUUAAAUAUUUUUAACUUACUUCAAUCCUUCAAUUUUUUUUAAAGAAGGAACUGACACUUUCCUUUGGGGCUAAGCCAUGAAACGAAUUACAUGUGCCCAAAGAGGGAUGUAGACCGCAAUACUAGCUCUCUAGGCCUCUGUAUUCAGCCCCUGAGACUCCGCUCCAGCCACCUUCUCCUCCCCACCAUUCUCCUCAUUGACCCUACUUUGCUCUCUCCUUGAAUGUUUUUGCUUGGUUGGAAUGUGUCCCUGAACUAUAAUAAUGGGCAGCAUUCAACUAAUGCAAUCCAUCAGCACAAGGAUAUCCACUUGUACAACAUGGCUCCCCUCUUCCUCUCUGUCAUGGGCCUCGUGGAGAAUUCUUGGCAGAACUGGUCUGGGGAGGAGAUCUGGGACCCGGGGAAGGGGCCCAGUGAUCUAGGAGUGUUGGGUGAGGAAGUUGGGGAAGGGCCGAGUGAUCUGCUGACUGACAGACCUUGCCUCGAGCUGUCGGCCAAUGGAGAUGAAGGGGUUGAACUAUCAGUCCAUCCCCUUGCGCAGCCUCCAGCAGCCAUUUCACCACCAAGCCAGUCUCCUGUUGUCAACCCACCCCAAGCCCAGGAAGGGUGCUGGAGGUGGAACCGGGAUAUGAUAUGGCUGAGUUGUCUCCGCCUCCAUCAUCACAGACCUGCUGUCAGAUGCGCAGGCACGAACAGGCUGAGCCCGCUAACCAGCCUACCUGUAGGAAUGGUGGCUUGGGAAUGGGUAAGCAAGCGAAGAGACAAGUUAUAGGCAAGUAGCCGUGCCCACCCUAUCAUUUAUAAGGGAAACCCAGGGGGCAUGUCAAGUGUUGCAGCAACAUCUUUGCUUGUGUAGCCAUGCUGCAUAGUGCCUUGCAUUGAUCUCAACCCUAUGUGCGCUGUAUUCUGAUCUGUGUUCCAAAUCCUGUGCUAGCCUGUGGAUUAAAGACAUUGGCAAUAAUUGAGCUGAAAGGCCCAACUCCAAAUCUGUCCGUGGGAGCUAGGACGCUCCCCCUGCAUGCACUCUGCACUCUCCCCAAAUCUGCUCUGGAGGGUUUGGGGAACCCCUAAAACAGAUUUAGAGGGUGUGCAGGUAGGGAAGUCCCGGUGCAUGUGUGGAAACCCUUCUGCUAAUACUACUGAGACUUAGCUCUACUUUGGAUCCAAUCUAAUCUCUCUUGCUCAACGGGAUGGAGUGAUAUGUAUAGGUGAGUGUGCAUGUGUAGAAAUCCCUGCUUUUGCCCCUUUUCCACCCCUGCCUUACAUGCUUACCUGGGAGUAAGCCCCACUGAAUUUAGUGGGGCUUAUUUCUGGCCCUGGGUAGACAUGCACAGGGCUGUGCUAUUAGACACAUCUUUCUUGAGCAGGAGCAGCUGUUUCAAAAGGGGAAUUUCAAAAAGGAGUUUCAAACUGAGUUGACAAGACGAUACAAGAGCCUUCUCAUCACGUACCUUGAACUUGGAUGUUUUAUAAAGCCGGUGUUGAUAAAAACUGGACAAAGGCAUGACGUUUUGAUCCCAUUCUUUCCCAAAGCAGACAGUUCUUGAGUGAGACUUUUAUGAAACCCAACAGCAGCAAACUUGCUUGAAC
Molecule: messenger RNA, 6396 nt
Organism: Rhineura floridana
Lineage: Eukaryota; Metazoa; Chordata; Lepidosauria; Squamata; Rhineuridae
Product: estradiol 17-beta-dehydrogenase 11-like
Exons: 7
Coding region: 66-968 (300 amino acids)
Cellular component (GO): lipid droplet
Molecular function (GO): oxidoreductase activity, acting on the CH-OH group of donors, NAD or NADP as acceptor
Source: RefSeq, a predicted model, not a curated record